GCGAAAAAUACAUGUUGCGCCGAAGACCAAAGUUUUAUUGUUAUUUCAGGUUCUGAUUGGCACGGACGCACCUGCUGGGCAUGUUGCAUGCCUCUAAAAUUGUCUGAAGAUGGAUUUGGCUUUCUUGAAGCAAAGUCUCCAGAUCCGUGCUGGUUUUGUUGUGCUUCAGUGUGCGUGCAACCACCUGCUGCCGGACCAUGAGUCAGACGCCUUUGUGGCGCCGGUGGCACCUGUAGGGGAGCGGAAGCCCCUGGAUGGAACCAUCACCACUCUAUUUGGUGGUCUGCACCGCUGGGAUGCUCAGUACUUCCUGCACGUGGCUCAGCAUGGCUACACCCACGAGAACACGCUGGCCUUCUUGCCGGGUCUCCCGCUGCUGGCCAGCGGCGGUGCUGCGCCUCUGGUCGCCAGCGGCCUGCUCUCGCCGCCGGCUGCGCUGCUGGCCGCCGCCGUGCUGCUCAACACGCUGCUGGCCGCGCUUGCCGCGCAGGCGCUGCUGGCGCUGUCGGCGCGCGUGCUGCGCGACCGGGCGCAGGCGCGGACGGCGGCGCUGCUGUUCUGCUGGUCGCCGGCGUCCGUGUUCCUGGCGGCGCCGUACUCGGAGGCCCUGUUCGCGUGCCUCAGCUUCACCGGCAUGCUCCUGUGCGAGACGGACCGGCUGUGGGGCGCCGCCGCCGCCUUCGGAUUCGCCGCCGUUACCAGAUCCAAUGGAACGCUGCUGGUGGGAUUUUUGGUCUACAGUCUAUUGAGUAAGCAGAUUACGAUGAUGUUCCCAAGCACCACCAAAGAAAAUGUCGCCAAGGUCCCUCUCCCAGUGGCGCUGCUGUACGCUCUGUGGCGGCUCGGCCAGGCGACUGCCCUCUCGCUGCUGACGCUGGCCGCCUUCGCCGUGUACCAGCUGUACGCGUUCGUGCUCUUCUGCACGCCGGGCGCGCCGCCGGUGGCACCGCACGUACAGCGCUUCGUCCGCGAGCGCCGCCUGGUGGCGCCCGGCGAUAUGAGCUCGCCGUGGUGCAACCGCACGCUGCCCAUGUCGUACGGCUACGUCCAGGAUCACUAUUGGGACGUUGGAUUCCUUCGGUACUACACUCUGCGCCAGCUGCCCAACUUCCUGCUGGCCGCGCCAACUGUGGUGCUGAUAAUGCACGGUGCUGUCACCUACCUAAGGCGGUGGACACUGUCAGUACUCGGUCGUGCCAAAGGUGGCGCUGUCGUCAACCCGCUGCUGCUUCCGUACGUGCUGCACGCGGCGGCACUCACCGGCUUCAUGGUCACGUGCGCUCACGUGCAGGUCACGACGCGCGUGCUGGCCUCCAGCUCUCCGGCGCUGUACUGGUUCGCCGCCCGCCUGCUGCACGGCUCGGCGCUCCGCUGGCUGGCUGAGCCACCGAGUCGAGCCGGCACUGGUGUGCAGCUCUACUUCCUGGCAUACGCCGUCAUCGGCACCUGCCUGUUCUCCAACAACCUGCCGUGGACGUGAGCCGACCGGGCCGCGUGGUCCGCUCUACCAGCCCGGCUCAACCAACCAGUCACGGCCCGGCGCGCCGAGCAUACCGGUCCGGUCUGUUGUGGCGGACGUGGCUCCGGUCUGCUGUGGCGGACAUGGCUCCGGUCUGUUGUGGCGGACGUGGCUCCGGUCUGCUGUGGCGGACGUGGACCCGGUCUGCUGUGGCCGACGUGGCUCCGGUCUGCUCUGGUUUACGCGAGCAUGUUUAGACCGUCCCCUCCCUCAUUCGCCGAUGCGUUCACGAACAGGUGGUGUCGAUGAACCCUCCGCCCGCUCACCACGUAGCCCGGGCGCACAUCGUGGCCUCUGACAUGGUACGCGGCUAUCGACGGGCAUGCCUUCCAUGGCUCAGCACCGGCUUGUCGGGCGGCAGAUUGCUGGUGCACUUUGGACUGUGAUAUCUGAAUUGGUGUAAUUGCCCGUCGCGGAUGUCGGCGCUUGCGCUAAGAGAGUCUGCAAACUGCGGGGUGCUUGAAGGUGGGUUUGCAAUGCACGUCAAUGCCGUAUAGAUAAGACACGUACGCAUGGAAGUACAUUGGGUUUGAGCAUCAACCUAGGAUCUGUUGUGGUAGUAAUCAGAGGGCUGUGCUGUCCUAGUAUGUGGAUAGUUAUCCAUCCAAUGUAUCGUUCAGUCGGCGCCCCACAUCCACAUCUGGUUGCCGCAGCUCGCCAACAUAUAACUCUUCCUUCGUCGCGUUUUGGUUAUAUGCGUAUGUUAGCCUUUUGUUAAGUUGGCAUUGCUGUGAGUUGCUUUGCAAUACAGUGCAAUGUUGCUGUGA
Messenger RNA from Pollicipes pollicipes, 2286 nucleotides. RefSeq names its product GPI mannosyltransferase 2-like. Lineage: Eukaryota; Metazoa; Arthropoda; Thecostraca; Pollicipedomorpha; Pollicipedidae. Gene Ontology annotation, biological process: GPI anchor biosynthetic process. The coding region runs from base 110 to 1480 and encodes 456 amino acids. The record is from RefSeq and is a predicted model, not a curated record. Gene Ontology annotation, molecular function: GPI mannosyltransferase activity; alpha-1,6-mannosyltransferase activity. Gene Ontology annotation, cellular component: endoplasmic reticulum membrane; mannosyltransferase complex. The transcript is spliced from 7 exons.